UAACGCACACACACGCGCGCACACUCAGAUUUGAGUUCAGUCUGCGCGAGCACUGCGUAACUGCUACUUCAGUGAGACACUUAUCCAGUAACCGGCUUUAAAAAUAUCCUAUAGAAACCGACACCAUGGGCGUGGAAGGCUGCACAAAAUGCAUCAAAUACUUGCUGUUCUUCUUCAAUUUCAUUUUCUGGCUUGCUGGUUGUGUAGUGUUGGGGGUUUCACUGUGGCUUCGUCAUGACUCAAAGACAAGCAGUCUUCUGGACCAGAAGUUUGAGGACAUUGAAGCACCCAGCACCUUCUACAUCAGUGUCUACAUCCUGAUUGCUGUUGGUGCUGUGAUGAUGUUUGUUGGAUUCCUUGGUUGCUACGGAGCCAUACAGGAAUCCCAGUGCCUUCUUGGAACAUUCUUCGCCUGCCUGGUCAUUCUGUUUGCCUGUGAGGUUGCUGCUGGUAUCUGGGGAUUCAUGCACAGAGACAAGAUCUCCAAAGACCUGAUCACCUUCUAUGACUCUGUGUAUGACAGAGGUGUUUCACAUACAAACCCUGAAAAAAAGCAGGCUGCCGCUUCUGUCAUGAAGGUCUUUCAUGAGAUUCUUAACUGCUGUGGCAAAGGGGUGUACUCAUUGGCUGAAAGUUGGAUGUCAGACAUCUGUCCUGAAAACCUGAAAUUUACCAAUGCAAACUGUCACAAUAAGAUCAGAGAGCUCUCCUCUGAGAAGAUCUACCUGAUUGGAAUCGCUGCACUGGUUGUUGCUGUUAUCAUGAUCUUUGAGAUGAUCUUCAGCAUGGUGCUCUGCUGCGGCAUCAGGAACAGCCCUGUUUACUGAGACAUGUAGGGGCCAGAUACCACCUUUAAAAACAUCUGCCAAAAAAAAAAAAAGUAUUUUGUUUUAUAUCUUUGUUUUAUAUCUACCAUCUACUAUUUUGUUUUGUAUCUACCAUCAUUUCCUAAUAUAGUCAGUUCCUUAAAUCUCAUAGAACAAAUUUGUGUUUUGUUUAGUGCAUUUUUGUUACCCACCAGCAACUAGCCUGCUAUUGUUUACGCUGUAGCUGGCAAUGAUUAGUUGCAAUCUCUGGCUAUACAAGUAAAUUGUUCAGAAAGUUAUAAACACACACACACACACACACACUCACACACAGAACGUUAUCAUAUGAAGGAUGGAUACAUUUAUAAGCUUGUAGUUUUCUUGUGUUAACUGUUAAGUACUGCUAUUGCUAUUGGUUACUAUCAUUAUUUUCGUAUAUGUACAUGUAUAAACUGUAUAUAUUUGCAGCCAUAUUAUCACUCUUAGACUGCUGUUUGUAUGUACAAGUUACUUCAUGAGAAACCACUAAAUAAACAGUGUUAGCUAGAUGAGAGAGGUCAGAAUACGAUACUUAAUCCAACAGUGAGAGAGUAAGGAUUAAUUAUGCUUUCCUGUUAGUGAUGAGUUGAUAAGCACUAGUUUGCUUCUUACCCAUUGUGCCAUUUUGUAGAGCUCUUCCAACAGCCAGUCUGUGCAAAACUAAUGGCAAAAGAGUGUUGCUCUAUCAUCAUUGUGUUUCACACAAUAAAACUAUUGAGGUCACAUAGAUGAGGGAGCUGAUCCUAGAUUUAAGGCCUUAUGCUGGAAAGUUUUCCAACUAGUGAUGCCCACUACAAUCAAACUGAAUGGCAUGCAUUCUGUUUCUAUAUGCUAAGUCUAAUAUAGUGGAUUGUAAUUUCCUGCAUGCCUGUCUCUAAAGGAUUUGGACAUAUGUAGAUUCACUGCCCCAGUCACUGGAGUUCUUCUGUCCUGACUCUCUUUGCUGUCUGAAAUAAACCAAACCAUAGAGAGGAAUCAUACAUGCUUUCAAGCCUUAUAAAUGAAACACCAUAUCACUUAAUCACUUGAUACAUGACAAAUCUGGAUUGAUUGCUAAUGGCAUUUUCUAAGCUGUCAUAGCUGUAAUGUGUUAUGAUAUAAAUAUAUAUAUAUAUAUAUAUAUAUAUAGGAUAUCACUCUACUGAAAGAAACAUAAAGAGUUUGCAUGAGUGUAUGUGCGCGUGAUAUUUGUUGACAGUGAGUUCAGAAGGACAGUAUUAGUUUGUUUAAAGUUGGUUUACUCUUCCCUGCCAACAAUAUCACAAAAGUAGUUGCUGUAAUACCUUGCUUCCUUCACUAGGUGGCACUUAUAUACCAUUAACUUUGGCAACUGGUGGCUACACCCCCUUAAAAUGCCUGUGUAUGUGUCUAUCAUGUGCUUCUAGAUGCACUUAUACAAACCUUCCCCAGUACAAAAACUGAUGCAUAAAUAGCAUCGGAUCCAAGUUUUACUACAUGCAUUAUGCAACCCUGUCUUGUUAACACAUAUUGCCUAUGCUGAUAUGCUUAAAAAGUGUCUUGUAAUACGUAUGUACAGCUACAUAGUAUACUAAUGACCAUGUGAAGACAAUGUAUGCCUUUAAUUGUGAUAUCUUUUCUGGUACUUUGUUAAAAGAAGAGAACCUCAGCAGAGAUUUAAAUUGAAGCAUGUAAGAAAUUCAUGAUUUGUUGAGCAUGAUCUUGAAACUGUAAACAUUAUGAAGGUGAUAAGGGUUGUUCAAAUGAAAUCUUGUAUUUAAAACACUUCAGGGUAUUUGAACAGUAUAAAAAAUGCUGUAACUGUUGUAUCUCUCACUUGUUUGAGACUCAGAUUGACAGCUGUCACUAAAAUCUCUACCCUGACUCACCAGUUAAAGAUUUUAGUCUGGUUUUAUUGCCCAAAUAUAUAGGAAUUAAAUGUAUUUUAAAUAA
Myxocyprinus asiaticus (Chinese sucker) is the source of this 2756-nucleotide messenger RNA. Its product is annotated as CD81 protein-like. The coding region runs from base 126 to 827 and encodes 233 amino acids. NCBI's taxonomy places the organism in Eukaryota, Metazoa, Chordata, Actinopteri, Cypriniformes, Catostomidae. The record is from RefSeq and is a predicted model, not a curated record. The transcript is spliced from 8 exons. Gene Ontology annotation, cellular component: membrane.